AUUGGUAUACUCGCUAAGCAGGAUUGUGACUCUCCCUGGCCGCGUUGCCUAGAUACUCGAACUCUUUUGACUUGAUCUUCACCACCUUGCUUGUUCCCACCUUGCCACCUUUCUCGGCCCUCCAAUUUGUAAACGCAGCAUCUAAAGUCACACGUUUUUAGAGUAACCUUGCGCGUCUCAGUAUGGCGAGCCCAGAUGUGGAAGUCAGCCCCAGCGACUUGCGCUUCCGCUUUCAGCUGAACAAGCAGCUCCUAGCUACUAUCACUAUUAACAACCCAAGUGGUCAGCGUGUAGCCUUUAAGAUCAAGACCACCGCGCCAAAGAAGUAUGUUGUGCGUCCAAGCUCGGGAGUGGUGGAGCCCCGCUCCAACGUGAGCAUCCAAGUCGUCAUGCAGGCGCAAAAGGAGUAUGCCCCAGAGAACGCGAACUGCAAGGACAAGUUCAUGGUUCAGACGACGCCCCUCGGCGACACGGAGCAAAUUGAUAAGGACACCUUCAGCAAGGAGCUGCGCAAGGACCUGAAGGAAUACCGACUGAAGGUCACCAUUGAAGGGCCGGCAGCACCGCCCUCGCCGGUCCCGGAGGCCAACGAGGCGGACGACGAGUCCGCUGGCGCCAUCCGCAACGCCGGCCCCCCCGCUGCACCCAUCCAGAUCAGCACGGUAUCCGCUCCCCCACCUCCGCCGGCGCCCGCUGCUGCUCCCGCUCCCGUGUCUGUGCCCGUCCCUGAGGCCCCGGCCGUUGACCCUCGCCUUCGCGCCGCCCUGGAUAACCUCACUGCGUCAACCUCGGAGAACCAGCAGCUCAAAAGCCAGGUGGACCGGCUGCAACGCGAGCGUGAUGAGCUGCGGAGGCAGUUGGACGUCUUCCAGCUACAGCAGGGCGCCCGGACGGCUGCUCCCGCAGCCCAGCCGGCUGCGGCUGCAAUUGCCAAGCCGCAACUCACAAUGGCGUAUGUCCUGCUGGUGGCUGUCAUUGCCUUCCUGCUCGGAAACUUCAUGCGCUUCUAGGAGAGCAAAGGCGACGGUAUGGGAUGCAAGAGAGGGAAGCGCGGCUUGGUAGGUUGCAGGUGCUAUGGGCACUGGCAGCUGCUGUAUGGGUAUUGCAUGGUUGAGCCGACGUGGGAUUGUCCCAUCAUGUUUUGCUGGCUAAGCUGGAGUCUGCUACAAGCCAUCUGCUGCAGAACUCCCCUUAUCGUUUCAUCAGGAAAUGAAAUCUCAGUACGGGCGGUUGGGACUCGUAACUCAUCCAUGGAUGAAGCAGGGAGGUGGUGUGGUUAGGGGGAUAGGCACGGUUGUGCGGGGCACGCUUUUGGGAUUCGCAGCGCUAGGCCAAGCCGUCGCAACGAGGGCUUCUUCUUCAACGAGGGCACAUAUGUGUGGGCAGUUUGGCUGCCUCCCUGUCGGAGGAGCGCGAGUCAGACAUCUAGGACGAAGGGAACGUCCAUGAGCACGUGCAAGGCAAUCUAGGACUGGUUACACAAACGGGCACGUAGGGAUUGGAAGGUGGGUCGCAAUGUGUGCGGGAUUGGAAGGUGGGUCGCAAUGUGUGUAAAGAUGGGGGGUUCUCACUAGGGGCGGCGGUACGUUGCUUACUUGACAUCUGUAGCCGUGGUUGUGACUUCAUAUAAAAGGACCAUGUUAGAUGUGCCAUGCCUUGUCGCUCUUGGCAGCAGUUUGGGCUGCGCAUGUCGUCCCUGGCUACGUGAGCUGUGUUUCAUGACCAAGGCCUUGGUCUGAUGGCUGCAUAGCGUGUGAGUUCAUUGCUAGGCUGUUCUUCCGUUACUUGCCCUCUCCAUUGGCGACUUGACCUCCUCCAGUUCGGGGGCUAGUUGGGGCUUAGGUCACAUUCCUAGAAUCCGGCCAUUUGCAGCGCGGUUACAUUUCAUGGCGGCCGUGCUGGUGGUAAACUUUAGGCGCAUCGCUAGGCUGGGGUGCGUGCGGCGUUUCGCCUGCCUGGUCUUUGGAAGGUUUGUGGCGCCCUGUUGGUGUGGCCUGGAGCCCAGGAGCAUCGUAGCUUGGUUGUAUGUUAUAACCCUGCACCACGCAGAGGCUGGUCGCUGCAUUUCAUAAAUGUCGAGCGGGUUGAGUUGCUUGACACUGGUCUGCUGUGCAACGGUAUGUAAACCUAAGCACGUUAA
Messenger RNA from Astrephomene gubernaculifera, 2140 nucleotides. The record is from the annotation of a GenBank genome assembly. Lineage: Eukaryota; Viridiplantae; Chlorophyta; Chlorophyceae; Chlamydomonadales; Astrephomenaceae.